Salvia miltiorrhiza (redroot sage) is the source of this 625-nucleotide messenger RNA. RefSeq lists its product as uncharacterized. The transcript has a single exon. The record is from RefSeq and is a predicted model, not a curated record. Lineage: Eukaryota; Viridiplantae; Streptophyta; Magnoliopsida; Lamiales; Lamiaceae. Bases 181 to 549 code for a protein of 122 amino acids.
UUCCUGUUGCACGCGGGAGGGUGGAACUAUGGAUUUCUGCUUCCAUUUAUUGGCUCUUGUAGCUUCUAUCGUCUAACAAAUCUCUCUCUUCUCCCUCUUUCUCUCUUUCUCUAAAACUAAAAGCUUCCAUUAAUUUCCUCGCAUAAUUCCCCCCAUUUCCUUGCUCGUAAAACCCUAGCCAUGGAGAAAACGGUGGCGGAAAACCCUAAAGGAGCGAAGAAUAAGCACGCGAAGAGAGAGAAUUCGAAGAAGCAGCUGCCGCUGAAAGUGGUGUACAUCACAAACCCUAUCAAGUUCACGGCCACCGCCUCGGAGUUCCGUGCCCUAGUGCAGGAGCUAACCGGCCAGGACGCCGACGUGUCGGACUCCUCGAGGUUCGCGGCGGCCGACGGCGGCGCGUCCAAGGCAGCGUCGGCGGAGGUAAAUGCUCAUGCAGCGGAGGAAUCGGCGCCGGCGCAGCAGUGCGAGGAUACUUCGGAGAUGAUGAUCGACAAUUUUGAAGGCUUGGCAGCUUUUGACAUGUGGCAUGUUGAUUAUGAUGCAUUGUAAAUUGAUUUAGGUAUGAUUUUUGGGGUGCAUUUUAUGUCUGUUAUUUCUUCAUUUUAACAAAAUCUGGUUGCUUUAA